AUGCUUCUAUGUAUUCUUAAUCAUCCCGGGAGAGAGCAAGCGGUGACGGAAAUGAGUCUGAUGAAGAAGAGGAUCAAUGUGAGUCGCCGUGAAAGUAAGAGGAAAUCAAAAGACGGCAAAGAGUAUGGCUGUGGUUCGGAUUUGGAAAGUGGGAGCGAUUCGGAAUCGGAGAAGGAAGAGAGACGCAGAAGUAAAAAACGGAGAGGGAAUAGGAAGUCAGAUCGGAAAUCUGAUUAUGAAAUCUCGGAGAAGACGGAGUAG
Microthlaspi erraticum is the source of this 261-nucleotide messenger RNA. The record is from the annotation of a GenBank genome assembly. NCBI's taxonomy places the organism in Eukaryota, Viridiplantae, Streptophyta, Magnoliopsida, Brassicales, Brassicaceae.